This is a messenger RNA of Phytophthora nicotianae INRA-310, 2962 nucleotides long. RefSeq lists its product as hypothetical. NCBI's taxonomy places the organism in Eukaryota, Oomycota, Peronosporomycetes, Peronosporales, Peronosporaceae. The transcript has 3 exons. The coding region runs from base 217 to 2850 and encodes 877 amino acids. The record is from RefSeq and is a predicted model, not a curated record.
AAUUUAGUUUUAGAUGAUGGUACCGUAGUUUGUCUAAUCAAUGCAACACUAAUCCUGUACAGUUCUCCGCUCAAUAUUUCGGGUUUUCUUAGGACGAGCUCGCUCGAUGCUCACGCCUAGUGACUGCAAGUGUGGCCAUGCGCACGGCGAGGAUCACGACCACGACGAGAACGAGGAGGAGGACGACCAGCCAGCGCCGUCUAUGGCAUAUCAACUAUGGCAUCCCUGGCGACUUAUCGUGAUGGUAAAUCGAUGCACUUGAUUUCGUUUCUUUUAUUUUAUAACAUUUAUCACCGAAUUACUUCAAUGACACAGAACCCGCUGCCCGUGCUCAUCGUAUUCGUGAUCGCCAACACCAUAUUCGUGACAGUCGGAGGAUUAUUACGGCUAUUGGCACAACUACUCACCCUUCCUGGACUGUUAGUGGUGCUAGUACUUGGUAUCAUAUUUGGCAUCCGGCGGGUAGCUUCUCUAAUGGCAUAUCCCGGCCAAUUAAAGCUUGUGAUCCGAGAGGGUGAAGCCAACUUCGCUCGACUGACUAAACGCCGACUACAGAUCUUCGCUGAAUCUGCCGCCGAACUGGCAGCAGUGCUGGACCCUACCAUCAGCAAUAAACCCAUGAGGCUUCGCUUCCUACAAGUUCAUCAGAAUUUCACAUUCGCUCUGGAAACUUUAAUGUUACCGGUGAUGCAGUCGCUGGAAAUCGUGGAACGAGAUGGAAAUUUAGGAAACAAUGGAGUAAAAUUGCUGCGAAUUUUACGAGAGAUCAACAAGGUGAACUCCCAGAAAUUAGCAGAACCAUGUUCGAAAUUGUGUUCAGCGUCGGAUAAAACGUUCGACACUCAAAGACUCAAAGUGUUUGGAGGUGAAGACAAGACGGAAGCAGCUUCAAAGACUACGGAGAAUACGCGAAUGAAGUUAUUUGGAGGGUCUAAACCGGUGUUGAAAAGAUCAACAACGGUUGAUUCUGCGGCGUUGGAGGCGGAAGCGGCAGCGAAGCCCAAACCUGUUGAGGCUGCACACCCACUGGUGACAUUUGCCGUUGCCGUACGACGCUUACAAGCUGCGAUUCCACUAAUUGGACGACUACAAACUGAUGCCCCAGCGACCAGAAAUUUGACUUGGAUUGCUAAAGAAUUAUGCCGUGGAUCGACCCCUGAAGUCGACCAUAUCGCGACGCUGGAAAUGCUCCGUGCAGACAUGACCGUGCGCUUUAAAGCGGAGCAGAUCUGGAUUCCAGGCUAUAAGGGCCAUCAGGUGGACGCUAUGCUCAUGCCGCCUGCUGCAAGUGGACGUGACGCUGUGGACCGCCCGGUUGUCAUUCUGUGCAACCCGAACGGCGGUCUGUACGAGCUUCACCAUCUUCAAAUGGACUGGAUCAAGUUCUACACUUCCGAACUUGACUGUCACGUUCUAGUGUACAAUUACCGCGGAUACGGACGCUGCAAAGGCUCACCGUCUCCUCAAAUGCACAAUCUGGAUGGAAUUGCAAUUGUAAAUUAUCUCAAGAGCGAGCGAGGCAUCAACAAAAUCGCAGUCCAUGGCGAAUCCAUCGGUGGACUGGUGGCCACGUAUCUGGCGCGCAAUUCGCCUCACGUUAACGUUCUUAUAGCUGACCGAACGUUCACUACGGUACCAGCUUUAGCCCAACGAAUGAUCGCUAGAUGGGCUGGAACGGUAGUCGACUGGGUCAUGCGCUGGGAGACGGAUAAUGUGCAGAAUUACCUGGAAGCGACAUGUGCCAAGCUCUUGUGCUCGGACCCGAGCGACGAGAUCAUUUUGGAUGGAGCAUCGCUCAAAUCUGGCGUCGCGCUGAGUCUUGAAUUGGGCGACAAGACGUUCAAUCUACCUCGCCAACGUGAAGCUGACGGCUCGCCUACGUUGCCUGCGUCACCGACAAAUUUUGUACGCAAAAUUCGGACACGAUGUGGCCCUCGCAGUGCUCGUCGAGUAAGUGAAGCAGCGAGUCGUCCACAACUUGGACAGCCGUUGACAGAGACGAUGGCAGCUCGCUUUAGUGACGCUGUUUUAUCUGUCGGAAGACGAGCACUGGAGUACACGACACGGCGCGAUAAGGAAGCUGAAGAUCAUGGCAAAAUUUCUGAAGAUAGCGAGAAAACCGCGACGUCAAGCCACGUCUCUAUUACCGUUAAGGAUUCUCAAGUACCGGAAGAAAAUGCACCAGAUAGCGAGCAGCACCCGAUGAUUUCUUCGGACCCGACAGCUCCUGCUCCUAUUACCACCACUGCAGCUUUUCCAGAUGAAUUGUUGGCAAUCAUUUGGAUGCAACUCGCACGUUUGGACGGAUAUUGUGGCCAGGUGCUUCUUCAAGCUGCAGAGAACGGCGGAUAUGACAAAAUCCGCGCUUGGACGGCUUCGUUAUUGGCGUGGGGUGGGCGUGUUGCUCCUGAGCGGAGAAAUGUGCGCUCGAUCGAGCCUUUUGACCGUAAUGGCAUCUUUAUUGUGCCGAUUACAGUCGCGGAGGCGCAUGUGAUGCUGCAGCAUCUUGUAGAACAGUAUCCGCCACUCAAGUUCGACUACGAUAUUGGAUUUGUUGUGCUUAUGAUCGAGUAUUUAAAUGAUGCGUUGGAGCGACGAUGGCGCCAUCUGGACAGCUCAAAAACCAACGAACCCGUUGAGAAAAGUGAAGUUUCUCCAAGUGACAAGCACAAGAAGGCCGAUAAAUCGAUAGAGAGCGAGAGUGUUCCGUUGGUGAUCAACACGGGCGAUCCCAAGCUUGGAUGCCUAUUGCCUCUGCAUUGUGGCCACAAUAAAAAUUACGAAGAAGCAGAGAAAAAGGCACUGAUAGGCUUCCUGCGCCACGUAGGCUUCUUGGGGCCGGAUAAAUAGAUAAUGUCAUUGUUUAACUUCACAAAAGUUUCGAUGACGCAGUUGAGAUUUGUUUGUUUUUAGCUAUUUUUGAUGAAGUACAAAAAAAUAAAGCGAAAUAUUUGCACUAGCA